AGGAGGGGUAAAUCUCCAUGAGUUUUCACACACACUCAUGGUGGAGAUGGUUCACUGAAAACGGACCCUCUGUGCUCGGACUUAUUUCUCUGUCUAGAAACCGAAUAAAACUGCUAAAGGAACAUGAACAAACUUGCCAAAGCUCUGUAUGACAACACUGCAGAGUGUGCAGAUGAACUGGCCUUCAGAAAAGGGGACAUUGUCAUGGUAGUGGAUCAACAUGUGGCCGGUACCAGUGGAUGGUGGAUGUGCUCUCUGUAUGGACGGCAUGGCCUCGCCCCUGCAAAUAGACUGCAGCUCUUACCACAAACUGGAACCACUGCAGGCUCCUUAUGCCAUGUCAUGGAAAAAACCCAAUUAACUGAUGCUAAAACUGAUGACAGUAUGCAAAAUAUCUACCAGAUCCCAAGUGUACCUCGACCCUCCAGCAAUCCAGCUUAUGAACACAUGGACAUGAUAUACAAGGUCCCAUCCACUCCUUUAUCAACUUCAAAAAGUCCAAUUUUGGCAGCACACAAGCCCAGCACAGAAGGACCUGAGGAAGACACGCCAUCAAUCUUCAAUAUUGUGUCCAGUCCAAAAGGGGAGGUUUACGAUGUCCCAAGCCAAGCACGACGAGCUUCUCUUUUCACUGCAUCAACAACUCCAAGACAUAUGUCUCGAAAACACUCACUGAUUCCAAUUUCGGAGCUGGAGAAGAGAUCUGACUCUCUGGAGAAUUUAAGGAGUAGCAGUCUAGGAGACUCUUAUGUGUAUGCAGUUCCACCACCUUUGACUCAGGACCCAAACUAUGACAUCCCUGUUCCCUCAGUCACAGAAGCCAAACAGAAAAUAACUGGUGGAUACAGCACCCUUCUCAACCCCCGCAAGCCUGAGUGGAUCUAUGAUGUGCCAGUGGGUCCUGAGAAACCAAGUUCACCCCAAGGCUCCUAUGAGACCAUGCCAUACAAAGCUGUUUAUAAGCAACUCUAUGACACUCUUCCAGCACGGGCUUGGCCCACAGAAAGAGGCAGCCCAGCUCCCUCAGUUUAUGAUAUACCAAAACCCAGUUUUCUUGACAUACCGAGUCCCACCAAAGUGUUGUCGGUGGUCCCAAUUUAUGACAAGCCCCCAACUCAGACGCUUACAGUGGAGUCACUAUAUGCUGUCCCUCCCCAAGAGGAAUCCUUAACUCGAGUUCUCAGUGAUCCCCCCAGUGAUCGUAUACCCCUAGAAUGUAGAGGAGACUCAAGCAAUGUUCAUGAACUCAACAGGGCGUGCCUGCAGCGAAUGAGGAGCUUUCUGUCCUGUACGUCCUUCCAUGACCUUCCAGGAAGUGGGGAGUCACCGGUGCAGGAGGACAGUGAGAGAGGUAGAAUCCUACAUCUCUCGGCAUCAGACAGUCAAAGAAUAAGCACAGCCUCCAACUCCUCCAGCAGCUCCUGUGACUCUCUGGCUCUGAGCUCAUCCUCUCCAGAGCCCUUGCGAGAGGUCACACUCAGCCAGGACGAGGCUUGCCGCAGACUUCUGGAACUACAGGAGUCCAUUUGCAGGGCGGUUCCCCGGCUCAUGGAGUUUGUCAGCAGUCACUGGAGGAGCAAAGAACAUCUGCAGAAACACCUGAAGGAGAUCAAAGAAGCAGCAGAUGGGAUUGCAUGUUCUCUAACCUGCUUCCUAAACUUUGCCCUGGACAUUAAGGGUAAUGCCCGCCGUUUGACUGAUGCCAACCUUCAGACGAGGCUCCAUAAAGAGCUGUUCAUCAUAGAGGACUCAGGUGUGAUCCUACAACAAACAGUGAGUGCUCUGAACAUGGCCGGCUGGCCCCUCAACACAUUGUGCCAGGACCCGGGGCAGGUCCAGCUACCUGACCAACUGGAGCGAUUUGUUAUGGUGGCACGAACGAUUCCAGAGGAUGUCAAGCGCCUAGUGUCCAUCAUCAUUGCCAAUGGCAAGCUUCUGUUCAGAGCUUCUCAGAAAGAUCCAGAGCCCCUCAACACCACACGUCUGCCAGAGACAAAGAAGAGUCCUAACAGGGAAAAACAAGGAGGUGACUUAGUGGAGGAUGACAAUGACUAUGUAGAGCUACAGACUAAGAAUGAAUUUGAAAGGCAGCAAAAGAAAAUGCAGAGAGAACCAAAAGAAAAUGUAACACCAGUCUCUAAAAAGGCCCAGGCUGAUAACAAGCAUCAUUCCUCUGAGUCCAGCAGUGGCACAGAAGAACAUCGAUCAAUCUCUCUGUCAGAGCACUGUCGGCUUUACUUUGGCGCUCUCCAGAAGGCCAUCGGGGGAUUUGUGGGCAGCCUUCAGGAUGGCCAGCCACCUGAGAAAUUCAUCUCACAAAGUAAGUUGGUGAUCAUGGUGGGCCAGAGACUGGUGGACACCCUGUGCAGGGAGGCCCAACGUGGAGGGUCCAGCCAGAGCCUCCUGUGUAAAAGCAACCACUUGUGUGCCCUCCUGAAGCAGCUGGCUGUGGCCACCAAGAAGGCGGCACUGCACUUCCCAGAUAGACAAGCUCUGCAUGAUGCUCAAGAGUUUGCAAAGGAGCUGGCCCAAAGAGCACAGCACUUUCGCAUAUCGCUUGACUUCUGAGAGUCCACAUAUCAUGCAUAUUGAUUUUUUGUGCAACAGGUUUGGUUUAUUCAUCAGUCAUUUAGCUAUAUAUUUCUUUGUUCAUUCAUUUCAGAUUCAACUGCUAUGAAGCUUCACUAGCCAAAAAGGUAAUUUCUUUUAGCUGAAUGUAGUUAUAAUGAAUGCAGGUGCUCGUUAAAAUGUUAAUGAUGUUAGAAAAAGUGGCUGGGACAAACAGAACAAUUCAAAUAUGGAGUUGUAUUUAUACUAAAAUAAAAGACUUCUAUACAGUGGAUUUCCAAAAUGAAUUGCACAUUUAGGAUACUGUAUUCAAACCUAUUUUAAAAUACAAUUUAAAUUUCAAGUAUGAAAUAUAAUUUGUUUUAUAUAAUUUACAACAAUUUUAUAUUAUUUGAAUAUUGUUUGUUAUGUGGAUGUUUUAUGUAUUUUAUUACUUUACUGUGUAAGAAGUAUGCUCUCCAGGGCAGUAGUUUGAUACAGUCUACUUUUUGUAAAUAUCUAUGUAAAUGUUUCUCAAAAAUGUGUUAUGCAUUCCCAAACUUGUCUCGACAAAAGACUGAGA
Xiphias gladius (swordfish) is the source of this 3130-nucleotide messenger RNA. RefSeq names its product Cas scaffold protein family member 4 (gene cass4). The record is from RefSeq and is a predicted model, not a curated record. Gene Ontology annotation, cellular component: cytoplasm; plasma membrane. The coding region runs from base 124 to 2568 and encodes 814 amino acids. Gene Ontology annotation, biological process: cell surface receptor protein tyrosine kinase signaling pathway; cell migration. Lineage: Eukaryota; Metazoa; Chordata; Actinopteri; Istiophoriformes; Xiphiidae. The transcript has 7 exons. Gene Ontology annotation, molecular function: protein binding.